Humulus lupulus (European hop) is the source of this 435-nucleotide messenger RNA. RefSeq lists its product as uncharacterized. The record is from RefSeq and is a predicted model, not a curated record. The coding region runs from base 1 to 435 and encodes 144 amino acids. NCBI's taxonomy places the organism in Eukaryota, Viridiplantae, Streptophyta, Magnoliopsida, Rosales, Cannabaceae. The transcript has 2 exons.
AUGGAUGUAGUUCUACUUGAUGCAUUAUUAGAGCAGCAGGCUAAUGGAAAUAGAAUUGAUGGAACUUUCACAACAACGACUUAUAAUAUUGUUUUGAAAAUUUGUCAAGAGGAACUCAAAUAUCCAUUUGAUAAGGAUCAUUUGAAAAAUCGCAUCAAAACUUUAAAGAUUAACUUCAAUGCUUGCUAUGAUCUAUUCAAAAGUUUGAGUGGAUUUUCAUGGAGCCCAAUUACAAAAAUGUUUGAAGCUGAUGAAGUUUGGAAUGCUCUUAUUGAGGCAAAGCCUAGUGCUAAAAAGUGGAGAAUGGCUGGAUUUCAAAAUUAUGAUAAAUUGUUGGAGCUAUUUGCAAAAGAUAGAGCUACAGGAGAAGGUGCCAUAAGUGCAAAGGAAAAGGUCCAACAAUGGGAAAAGAAAGUAGUUGCAGUCAAUUUGUAG